CUUUCGCACGUGCUCAUCUUAUUUGUGUCUCCAAGAUCCACCGAGCCCAUCGCCCCAUUCGAUCUGUCUCGGCUCGGGAACGAAGGUGGGAACGAAGGUUGGUUCGAUGAUCGCGAAGACGGAGGAGGUAUGUGCGCUGCUUCUUCUAGGGUUGCCUCGUGGUUUGAGGGUGGGAGCUGACGGAACCAAUCAUAGGUACGGGGAGGGUGAUCGUGUGCCCCUCCCUGUAUGCCAACAAGAUGAUACGAAGUGGAAAACUCAGAGCUCAAAGUGCCAAAUCAAUGAAGUUCAAGGAUGGUUACAUGAUUUCUUCUAGUCAGCCUAUCCAUGAAUACAGAGGUUUUGCUGUGAGGCAUCUUCUCCUCAGACAGAAAAAACAUGUCUCAGAAGAGGAAAAGAGAAAAAAAUAAAACAAGUCUUGGUCUUCUGCUCCCCAUUUCGCCGCCCGCCGCUGCCACCGCGAUCGCGCCCGUGCCAAGAUCCGCAAGACCACCUCAAGGCGAAGAGGCUUGAAGAAUUGGCAACCGAGAUCAAGAAGCACAAGGAUGGAUCGAAGGAGAUGCAGAUUACGGACGAGGACACAAAGGGUAAAAAGGUGUUGGAUUCGAUUGUUGAAAUUAGGGCUGAAGGAAGCAGCGUUCCACCUCGUGGUGAUAUGGAAUCAGGGGUUUCUUCCCAGGAAAACCUAGAUGUGCUCUGAGCAAUGUCAUAUCCAUUGGCCGCAUCCCUUGCUGCGGAGGAAGAGAUGGAGAUCAAUAAGAAUGUACUUACAUCCGAGGGUGGUCUGGAUGAAGCGGAGGACGACAAUGAAGAAAUGAUUUUUGUUGGUUUUAUUGGGAAUCUGGUUCAUUCAUCCCCUAACAUAAAGAAAGAAGUUCUUCAUGCGGGAGAUUUACAGCCAGUGAUUGAUUUAUUAAGGACUCACACAACCAAGCUGGUAUUGUCUACAAUGGCGGUUUGGUGCCUCUUCUUAAACUUCCUGACUCGAAAAAUAGAUGUUUACAACAUAAUGCUGCAUUUGCUCUUUAUGGUAUUGCAGAGAAUGAGGUGAAUCUGCAUCAAAAUAUUCCUUUGUUGUAAUUCCAUAUUAUGUUUCUUUGCAUAAUGCUGUAAUGUGACAUUGAGAACUAUUGAUUGGACACAGGCUUCUUAUUCUUGUCAUUGUUGUUAGGAAAAUGUCUCUGAUUUUAUCAAGGUAGGGGGUGUUCAGAAACUACAAGAUGGUGAAUUUAUUAUCCAGGUGUACCUAGGCGAGCAGUAUGUGAAUAGCUCCACGCUAUUAGAUGUUACCUUUCUAGUUGAAGGUUGUAGACUAUUCUUACCAUAUGUAGUAACUUAUAUAUACUAAAUUCCUCAUUUAAGGGGAAGCUAUUAGUUAUGUGCAAAAUAUCUAAAUGUUCAUUAUCUGUUCUUUUCCUGGCAAGUGCUUUUGUGCACACAGAAUUGCUCUGCUUGCUUCUUCAGAUGCAUUUCGUGCAAUGUUUGAUGGUGGCGACUGGGUAAGGGAACUCAGGUGUCAACCAUGCUUGUUUUUCUUCAGAAAUAACCCCUAAUUAUGAUCAGAUGUAUGGAAAUAUUGUUGUUAAAAAACGGCUAGUUUCUGAUAUAAAGAAGCUAUAGCACGUAUCAUAAAUAAAGCAUUUAUAUGCGAUACAAAGAGGCAUAUCUAUCUGUUUUGUUGUGCUUUGGUUACUGAAUAUAACAAAAUGGUGAACAUUUUUUACAAUUAAAUAAAUUAAAUACUAAGUUGCCACCUCAAAAGUUUGUUGCUUUGUAAAUGCUAAUGUAAAUCCCCCAUGGUCCUAUCUGUACAAAAAUAAUCAUGCAGAAGGUGAGGAUCAUAUCUUUGAUCAAUAAGAUGGUUUUAGUACUUGCUUGAUGCAUAUCAGAAAUGCUGAUUUGUGAGAGAAGUCAAAAAGCUGAUCCCUUCAUGUCACCAGGGUGCAAAUAUUUUGGAGUUCGAUGCAUCCCACCACUCAUAACAUGCCCUUCUGUCAGUGUUAUCAAGAAUCUAACUUUUUGUCAGAAUAUCAUGUGCUGGAAAUGUGCCAGCUUGAUAAGGCAUGUUAAGCAAGAUAUAUGGUGGGUUUCAUGCUUGCUGAUGAACAAAAAUUAUGUGAAAAAGGCAUCUCACGGAUGCCAUGCUGAUUUCAUAGUAUCAUACUGGCCUAAUACGACAUGAAAGAAACAAUCAUAAGCUUUUCAAAACUUAUAAUAGUAUCAUGGUAUGAACUUAAGUUUUUUGAAAAGUUUUCUUUCUGGAAAUGCUUGGUAAUUUAUUAUUUUCUAGUCUAGUAAGAUCUGAUUGAAAAUAUCUUACUCUUUCAACUUUGUUAUAGGAGAAGGACCCAAGAGACGUUGAGAUUCCUAACAUAAGAUGGGAGAUUCAUAUACACAGGAUCGGUUGAGAUCACUACUGAUAUCGCGCAAGAUCUUCUAUGAGCUGCAUAUCAGUAUCUUCUUGAAGGUCUUAAACGCCUAUGUGAAUAUGCCAUUGCACAAGCAUUCUCUUAUAAUCCAGCAAAUAACUCCAGAGAUCCGCAACUACUUUGGUAAAGCUUUGAGGCCGAAUAUGAGAAAAUCCCUUACCUAACUGUUCCUUUUUUACAGCAUCUUCUCUAACUCAUGCUGCUGCUGCUGGAGGCUUGUACAGUUGGAGCAUUUCUGCACCAAACAUCUAUUUCCGAAGGGGGGCAUGUCGGGGGUAAGCACUAGCCUUCUGGAACCAAUGGUUCUUUUCUCUCUGAUGCUGUUUGGUACACCUCUAAUUUUGCACUUGAAAUAUCCAAUCAUCGAUAUAAAAAAAAUUUGAUCUUUUGAUUUAAAAAAAUCCUGCAGUUAAUUACCUAUGGCAUGCAUGAUUAAUUACCUAUGUCAAGGCCAAACUGGACUCCCCUUUCGUUUUCUUUUUACUGCAAAUGAACUUUAGAAUCUAAUCUGUUUUAAGGUAACAUUGUAUUAACCAUAAAUUAACAUGUCAUUUGUAUAGAGCCACUACAUGUAUUUCCAGUCUACUCGAGCUGGUGGUAAUCUAAUUCAUGGUGUUCUGAAUCGAGUUUUCUCUUCGAAUGUCUCCUAUUAACACUGUGAUAACACUACUGUGAUAACACUUAUUUGUUGGCAAACUUACCACAGAUCGCAAUUAUAUGAUCAUUUCCUUUAUAUAUCUUUCAGGUAAGACACUAAAGCAAGAGAAUAUCUACAUGAUUAUUUCCUAGAAUUGCUACAUAUAUAUGACCCAUAAAACAAGUGUUGCAUGCAUACGAUUCAUAAAGAAAGUGUUAGAUUACUCUCAUACAUAUAAAGGUUUGUGUUAUUAGAAAUGCGAAUGUUAAUUCAUAAGUAAUUAUGUCGAUCACUGACAAAAGCUAAAUAUGUAUUUGGAAAACACUUUAAUCCUUCAAGUGAAAUAAUUAGUUUGGGGAGAGGUAGAGUGAGAUGGAAGAUUUCUUUACCAAAAUCUAUUGAAAGUUUAAUAAGUGUUAAUUAAUCAAGGAUAUGGCUUUGCACAGAGUCUAAUAACAAUUAAAGAUUUAUUAUUAUAUGAUAUGGAAUAUAAUAAUCAAGGAGGGGCGAGAGGCGAGAGGGGAGAGAAGUCAAGAGUGAGAGUCGGAGAGGAGAGAGAGAUAUAUAUAGUGGGACCGUGGUCGGACAGAGUGAUUCUUUAAUCGAAUCCAAUUGGUUAAUCUUAAUUUGGAUUCCGAAGCCCCCAAAUUAAUUAGGUUAAUAAGAUUUUAGAGUCGUAUUAUAUAUUUAAUUGGAAAUUAACUUUCGCACGUGCUUAUCUUCUUUGUGUCUCCAACAUCCACCGAGCCCAUCGCCCCAUUCGAUCUGUCUCGGCUCGGGAACGAAGGUUGGUUCGAUGAUCACGAAGACGGAGGAGGUAUGUGCGCUGCUUCUUCUAGGGUUGCCUCGUGGUUUGAGGGUGGGAGCUGACGGAACCAAUCAUAGGUACGGGGAGGGUGAUCGUGUGCCCCUCCCCGUAUGCCAACAAGAAACAGAAGGACGGGGUGAUUCAGAAGUUUUUUCGGGAACAGAGUAUUAUUAGAACAAAACUUUAAGCAUCCUUCCAAAAAGCCACUACUCUUGGGUGGUGGAGCAGCAUAUUGAGGUGGUGCUAUUGCAGGAAGCCCAUGGUGAUACGAAGUGGAAAACUCAGAGCUCAAAGUGCCAAAUCAAUGAAGUUCAAGGAUGGUUACAUGAUUUCUUCUAGUCAGCCUAUCCAUGAAUACAGAGGUUUUGCUGUGAGGCAUCUUCUCCUCAGACAGGAGAAGGACGCAAGAGACGUUGAGAUUCCUAACAUAAGAUGGGAGGUCUUUGAAUUGAUGAUGCGAUUCAUAUACAUAGGAUCGGUUGAGAUCACUAAUGAUAUCGCGUAAGAUCUUCUACAAGCUGCGGAUGAGUAUCUUCUUGAGGGUCUUAAACGGCUAUGUGAAUAUGCCAUUGCACAAGAAGUUUGCAUAGACAAUGUCUCCAGCAUGUACGAAUUGUCGGAGGCAUUCCCUGCCAUGUCCCUGAGGCACACUUGUGUCAUGUUAUUUUAGAGCAAUUCGAGAAAAUCAACUCGUCUAGGGUGCUCUCUCAUCAAAUCUAUCUCUCUUUUUUACUUCACUCUCUUGAACUCCCGAGUAUAUUUAGUGUUGAUUGCCUCGUGUUCUCAUUUGCUGAUUCUGCCUUGAUGAACUUCCGCAGGCAUUUCCAUCUAAUCCAGCGAAUAACUCCAGAGAUCCACAACUAAUUUGGUAAAGCUUUGAGGCCGAAUCUGAGAAAAUCUCUUAACUAACUGUUCCUUUUUUACAGCAUCUUCUCUAACUCUUGCUGCUGCUGUUGGAGGCUUGUACAGUUGGAGCCUUUCUGCACCAAAUAUCUAUUUCCGAAGGGGGUUCUUUAGGCCCAUAUCUUAGUUUGUUCCAAUCUUCUCAGGAGCAUUAUUUGUUCUUAUCAUUUAUUUUGAUACCCGACAUGGUUACUCCUAAUUUUUACUAUUUUGUAGACUUGAUAUUAGUUAUUUGAAUUCGUUUGUAACUUCCAAAGCUGGAAUAAUAGAUUCAGAUUGGAUGUUUAAAUUCAUUCGAAAUUUUAAUAUUUAAUUUAGAUGCAAUUCGAUCAUUUUUCCAAGUCCUAAGUUGAAUUGUUUGUUCUUCUAUUUAUUAAUCUAAUGAAUUUAACGUAAUGCAGGCGUUCUUCUCACUAUUGAAAUCCGUCCAUAUCAUAUCAACAAGAGUUUUUGGAGAGAAUGUAUUUCCUUCCAUGAUGUGUGUGUUUAAUAUUUUGUUGACAAUCCAGAAUUUUUUUUUGGCCAUUGUCAAAUGCUUCAAACUUGGAAUUCUUUAUCGAUUCAGUGAUAAUUGAAGUGAUGGUUCUGAUUAAAGGUUUUGUAUA
This is a messenger RNA of Musa acuminata AAA Group (dessert banana), 5382 nucleotides long. Its product is annotated as small ribosomal subunit protein uS3y-like. The transcript is spliced from 17 exons. The coding region runs from base 4134 to 4379 and encodes 81 amino acids. Gene Ontology annotation, molecular function: protein binding. The record is from RefSeq and is a predicted model, not a curated record. Lineage: Eukaryota; Viridiplantae; Streptophyta; Magnoliopsida; Zingiberales; Musaceae.